Amoebophrya sp. A25 is the source of this 2344-nucleotide messenger RNA. The record is from the annotation of a GenBank genome assembly. Lineage: Eukaryota; Dinophyceae; Syndiniales; Amoebophryaceae.
CUAGUAUUCAAUAUGGAUGUGAUGGUGAAUCCUCCUCGUUUUUGUCUCAUGAGAUCACAACUGAGAAGUCGUAUCGAAGACCUGUGAAGAGCGUGUGCUUUACCAGGAGUGAUUUUAUUUGAACAUCUAAAUAUGCCUGAAAAAACCAUGACGUCUUCAAGACUGGCGGUUCCUCAUCCGCCAUCGGAACUUGGCGUCGAUGAUGGAAACGAAAAUCUCGCAGAGAAGUUUCGAAAUAUCCUUGGUUCUCAGUGCCAAGUAAAACGGGUGGAUAAGAUUACGGCCAAGAAGAUUAGCGUAUGAGAUGUCGUGGUACUCGACAGGUGAUCUUAGAUCGGGGUAGAGAACACUAUUUUUACAGCUAGGUAGAGAACACUAAUUUCCACCGCAACGUCAUCGGAGAUGCCUCUGCAGAAGAGAUGGGACAGUGCAUGAUGAAUGAACAAAGAAGAAAGGCGAUGCUUGCACAGGUGGCGGGUAAAUCCGGGUCGGAAAUUGCAGAGUGGAUAGAGAAGGUUUUAUGACUAGAAACGGUUACGAGAAUACUAAGGACAUGAGAAUUCAGCUGUGCGUACGUGAAAAAAGUCGUAGGUCGUUCUCUAAGACCCAAAGCGAAGGCGAACGAACUGUAUUACAGCCGCGAUUUUCACAAUGCGAUGCUGCUUUACGUUGACUGUCUUGCGGGAGUCGAAGAGCUGGGCAACAAAAGAGGAAGUGCGACGUUUACGGUGAACAUCGGGUGUUACAGUGAGUUCUCUAAGUAUAUUUCCACUCUUCGCUGACGAAAUGCUGAUAGAGUAAUAGGUAUAUUUAUGUUGUGGUACAGAUUUGAUCCAGAAUUGGCGUGAUUCUUCCGUCUAAUUUCAUGGAAGAAGUGACAGCAGAAGGAGAGCUGACUGCAUGUGGGGAUCACCGCCAGGAAGACCAGCACGGCAAUUUGCAAGUCCUUGUGACUUCGAACUUGGCUGCGUGUAUGCUCGAACUCGGUCGGUGUGAAAACUGCAUACAGCUUAUGAAGUCGGUUUCAAUUUUUUUUCUCCUGAAAUUGAAAGCACCAAUGGUCUUGAGUCAACAAAGCAGCACAUCUUAAAUAGUAGACACUUUCAAGUAAAAGAAGAUCCUUCCCCUAUCAACACUGCCAGUCUUUCAUACUCCUGUGCACUCUCGCCCUUGGCGUCGAUCCUGCGCAUAGCAAGUGCCUCUUACGACGUGGAAUUGCGUACUAUCGUCUGCGGGAACCAGGCUUGGCACUUGAGGACUUGGACAAGCUGCACAACAGCUUCUCUAGUACGUCUUCAUCUUCUUCUUCCCCUUCUUCUUCUUGCGAUGAAACUCUGCAGAAGAAAGUUCAGAAUUAUCGGAAUCUUUGCCGACGUGCGCUCAAGGAGGAGAAAGCGUGUACGCGGAAAAUGUUCAACCACAAGUUGUAUAGUCAGGUGACGAAGGAGGACGAGCUUAUUUGUAUUUCAUCAAAAGCAGGAGAUACUAGAAAGAAAUCUGCUUCUCCUACAACAUCUUUAGCACAACAAGUGUUGCGGCUUUGCGAUAGCAUAACGAGUACUGCUGGUUCUUCGGCUCCUUCUCUUGAGCUGCCAAACAAGAACGACAUAGCUGGCAGCGAUAGAACGCGCCAGCCGCCACUCUUGUUGAACAGUGAAGAAGCGGACCCUGAACAAGAAAUUUGCAGUAGGCCAGCGACUCGAAAACGCGGGAGGGAGCUGUCUUUCUAUGGCGAUAAAGCGGACGUCAAGGCUGUAAACGAAGGAGAUUUAGACAAGCUGAUUGAACAAGAGCUGCGCAAAUAUAGGGAGGAAGCUGUGUCACCUUUCGUUAAGGCAUGAUCCUCACUAAACAUAACGAACUAGACCUUUACGUAGAGAUGAAUCAAUCGUUACGAGUCGAAGGCCAUGAAGAUGCAUUGCUAUCUUCACUUUUCAAUAUCAUCCGGAUCCGCAGGCACACAAGAAUAGAACUAAAAGAUGGAGGCAACCCUACGAAAGAGGAGGACAAACGCACCAGCUCUAAUCCUAACGCCUACAGUGGAGCCUUGAGAACUUUUUUGAGGAGGAGUCUGGUGCUUCUUUGCAGGGGCCGAAAGAACGGCAUGAGGGAUGAUGGACAUGGCGGAGGUGCACCGAGCACGUAUGGAAUGAGCGAUGACGUCGGAGGUGGAGAAAGCACGUCCAUGCCAUUCAAGAUGUCACAUCUAGCAGCUGCGUGUUUCUUUGUCGCUGGUAGCGGAGUCGUGCUUUUUGGUGGUCUGAUGAUUUUGAGAACGCUGAUUGAGGGUGGGGUGCGUCGUGCCGGAUAUAAUCAUGUUAGGGCAGAUUACACCUAUUCAUGA